Messenger RNA from Strongylus vulgaris, 254 nucleotides. Lineage: Eukaryota; Metazoa; Nematoda; Chromadorea; Rhabditida; Strongylidae. The record is from the annotation of a GenBank genome assembly.
AUGUACUGUCUGCUCAAUAAGAAUAUUGAAAGUAAAGACAUAACACGCUUGCACAUAAUCUUCUGUGAAGAGGACCAGAAAAAUAAUCUGGCCACAGUCUCCGCCUACUUCGACGUUUGGUGGAAGGAUGAGUUUCUUGCAUGGAAUACUACAGAUUAUGAUGGGAUUUCUAAAGUAUUUGUUCCGAUGAAAUGGAUUUGGAAACCAGAGUUCUACAUGUACCAUAGGUUAGUUGUAUUUUUUUGCAUUUAACU